CAGAGAAGAGGCCGAUAGAUCUGGGUUUUGUCCAGGGGUCUCUGGGUUUAAAGCUCUCUACAACCACUUGAGCUCAUUUUCCCUGUGACUUGGCUGGGUACGACUUCUUCCUCUGCCCAAGCUGUUAAAAACCUAAAACUUUACUCUUUGGAAUUCUUUCAGUUGUGUGACAGCUACAACCUAUCGUUUAGCAAAAAUGGAAGCUAUCAAGAAAAAGAUGCAGAUGUUGAAGUUAGACAAGGAGAAUGCCAUUGACAGAGCAGAGCAGGCUGAGACAGAUAAGAAGGCAGCUGAGGACAAAUGCAAACAGGUAGAGGAUGAGCUGGUAGCUCUGCAGAAAAAGUUGAAAGGAACUGAAGACGAGCUGGAUAAGUACUCGGAGGCUCUCAAAGAUGCCCAGGAAAAACUAGAGCAGGCUGAAAAGAAGGCCACUGAUGCUGAAGGCGAGGUGGCAGCUCUGAACAGACGUAUCCAGCUAGUGGAAGAAGAGUUGGACCGUGCCCAGGAGCGGCUGGCCACAGCCUUGCAGAAACUGGAGGAGGCGGAGAAAGCAGCAGAUGAGAGCGAGAGAGGAAUGAAGGUUAUUGAGAACAGAGCAAUGAAAGAUGAAGAGAAAAUGGAAAUUCAAGAAAUGCAACUGAAGGAGGCCAAGCAUAUUGCUGAAGAAGCUGACCGCAAAUACGAGGAGGUUGCCCGUAAACUGGUUAUUUUGGAGGGUGAACUGGAAAGAGCUGAAGAGCGUGCAGAGGUGUCCGAAGUUAAAUGUAGCGACCUUGAAGAGGAGUUAAAGAAUGUCACUAACAACCUGAAGUCUCUGGAAGCUCAAUCUGAAAAGUACUCAGAGAAGGAAGAUAAAUACGAAGAAGAAAUCAAGAUUCUCUCUGACAAGCUUAAAGAAGCUGAAACUCGUGCUGAAUUUGCAGAGAGAACUGUUGCCAAACUGGAAAAGUCUAUUGAUGACCUGGAAGAAAAACUUGCUCAAGCAAAAGAGGAGAACUUGGGGCUGCAUCAGACACUGGACCAGACACUAAACGAACUGAACUGUAUAUGAAAUGGCGAAGAAAUCCCUGCGGCCAACAGAAACCGAAACUCUUCUCUGCAUUUAACAUAUCGGUCCUCUCUCUCUCUCUCUGUAUCCUGGAAAAACCAUUAAGUUAUGAACAGUCCAGACAUAUGCGGGGCUUUGGGUGUAGCUUGAAGGCAGUCUCCCACCACUGAUGCCCGCAGUGUGGCCCUGAGCCCCUCCAGUGCGUGCUCCUGGAGGCAGUGGCCGCCAACACUCGUGCAGCACGCAGGGGAGCACGAGCUGCACCGGGGCCACGUGAUCCCCCUUGUUUUCCAUUUCUGCAGGUUAUUGGUAGCAGCUGUAGCUUUUUUCACAGUUGAUUAGUCAUUUUUAUAUAAGCCCCAGUAGAAGCUGUACUCGAGCAGUAGUGUCACCCUCUGCGGUGCGCCUGUUACUGAUGUUUCAUAUUAAACAAUUGCUCACAGUA
Messenger RNA from Grus americana (Whooping crane), 1493 nucleotides. It is a transcript of the gene TPM4, whose product is annotated as tropomyosin 4. Gene Ontology annotation, molecular function: actin filament binding. The transcript has 9 exons. The record is from RefSeq and is a predicted model, not a curated record. Bases 197 to 1051 code for a protein of 284 amino acids. Lineage: Eukaryota; Metazoa; Chordata; Aves; Gruiformes; Gruidae. Gene Ontology annotation, cellular component: actin filament. Gene Ontology annotation, biological process: muscle contraction; actin filament organization.